This is a messenger RNA of Athalia rosae (coleseed sawfly), 4719 nucleotides long. RefSeq names its product anoctamin-4-like. The coding region runs from base 836 to 4306 and encodes 1156 amino acids. The transcript is spliced from 14 exons. Gene Ontology annotation, cellular component: plasma membrane. Lineage: Eukaryota; Metazoa; Arthropoda; Insecta; Hymenoptera; Athaliidae. The record is from RefSeq and is a predicted model, not a curated record. Gene Ontology annotation, molecular function: chloride channel activity; protein dimerization activity. Gene Ontology annotation, biological process: chloride transmembrane transport.
UUGUCGCUACUCGCAAUGACAACCUAACGAUCUUACUUGACGAUAUACUAUUAUCGGCGGAUUGAACGAGUGUAAUUUGUAGCAAUCACAAUUUGGAAACGUUUCCAUUUCUGUUCCUUCAUUUAUUCAGUUACUUAUGUUUCUUCCAUCGUUGUUCGUCGCGAGUACAUAAUGCAUUGUACGGCGAGUGUUUUUAAACGAAAGGACAUACGACAAAAGCAUUUAUUUUUAUAGGCUAACUAUGACAUAGAGUCACCGUGUAGUUCAAUUGAUUUCAUUGAUCUCUACAAACGUAUGUACGCCAAACUAUAAAUCCCAGUCUAUCAGCGUUACUAAAAAGCAAGCUGGCUUUACAAAAUCAUAGGGGGGGAGGGGAAUGACAAAAUGAGCAACGAUCGCGAAUUCCCUCCAUGGAGUACAAGUCGGUUUCAUUUGAAUCGAGGGGAAAGGGGAGCCUAAAAUAGCGCGUGUGAUGCAUGAAUUUUUUAAGUAUCAUUUCUGCCCGGUGUUUUCUGGCCCCUCUAAUGCCUAAUCACACAAAGGUAUAUUCGACGUCAAUUUGUUGCGAGGGAACAGACGACGUUGCUACUUCCGUAUGGUAUGGGGUAGCUAAUUACCAAUGAAACGUUAAAGGUGGACUGCAGAGGGUCACCGCGAUAGGACAGAGAAGGGAGAAAGUAAAGCAAGGUCUGCUAUAGACCGUACAGUAUAACCAUCCCCCCCCGAUUCUCCGUAACAUUGUUACGCCCUGAGGCUUGCGGUUACAGUCAUUUAUAAUUAAACAGAAGUUGACCAACGCCAAGCCACCACGGUUACGAACGAUCAAAAUUGAUCAAUGUCAGUCAGUGGAGAACACCAGAACACAACAAGCACUAUCCGCGGUGUGCCAAAUCGGGACCCUCUACGGUUACCCUCGUUGCCUAUUUCCUUACCACCGUCACCCGGACGUCUUCCGGGUACCAGCCCAAACGAUACCUCCUCUGUUUCUUCUUCUCCGGAAAUAAAGUUCGAUUUCAUCGAUAUUAUGGAAGCGGACGCUGUUCGCUUGGAGGAUGAAACUCAGGAUUCACACAGCCGGAGACCAAGUCGAAGUGCGGAAUGCGUUGCUUCUCACCGUCAGGAUCAAUACAGCCCGAGUAAAUCACAAGUGAGCGAUUUAGGGCGGACGGUAAUCGAUUCGAGGGAUGCAUCUUUGGUUUCAUCAUCGACGCACACUCCUUGUCCGGACGUGUUUUGUGAUCCUGGGGGAAUAAAUCGUCCCGGUACUCCCUACGACGUCACGAAGCCCGUCCUUCAGGGGACGAGCGAGGCGACUUACGACCUGGCGAAAAAUGGAAUUCAACAAUUUAAUACGAACAAUGACAACCGGUCGUUAUCCGGAAGCCCCUCAAGAGCCGCGAGACGAUUUUCAAGGGCCAGCGUACACCCUAGUAUCGUUGGUACCUGCACGAGUGGACUAACCGCACGCGAUGCUUUUGGACCAAAAUUAACCCCAGCUCCUCCGGACGCUAGUUCAUCUUUACCGAGUACCCCGGCACUCCACGAAUUCGACAACGAAGCGAUGAAUAAAGACUCGAUUUCCCGAAAGGAUCUCGAAACGGAAGGUACAACGAUCCCGGACGCUGAUCCUGCAUCCUUAUUUUUUCGCGACGGUCGUCGGAGGAUCGACAUGGUUUUGGUUUACCAGGAAGAAAAUGAGGGUGUAAUGACCGAAGCUGAGGCGAGGCGGAUGGAGCAUAGGAAAAUCUUUGAGCAGAACCUUCUCAAAGAGGGAUUGCAAAUGGAACUGGAGCCCAAGAAUACUUCGUUCGACGGGAAAACGUAUUUUCUAAAACUUCAUAUACCAUGGAAAACGAAAAUGCAAUAUGCGGAGGUGAUGAACCUUAGAUUACCGACGAAAAGGUUCAUAACCAUCUCCGUGAAAGCUUGGGGCGAGGGGGAGGGCAAAGAGAAACCAAAAUACUGGGAAAGAUGGUUACCUUGGAUCGAAUGGAUUCAAAAGGUUCACACUUGGGACACCAGCAAAUACCCCGAAGAGCCUAGUUUUUACUCGAGCGCUGACCCUGGCGAUCGAGAAGAGAGGUUCGUGGUCAAGGACAGAGAUACGGCUUACACACCUGCCCAGAGAUCGUUGAUAGUGAUGCAAAUUUUACUGAGGGCCAGAUACGACGAGGCUCACGAACGUGCCGGUAUUCGCCGACUAUUGGCGGACGGGAGUUACAUCGACUGUUUCCCUUUGCACGAAGGACCCUACGACAGACCGGGACCGAACGGCGAACUCCUGGACAGACACCUGUUGUACCUUGAAUGGGCUCGACCUUCGAAGUGGUAUAAGAAGCAGCCGUUGUGGCUCGUCCGGAGAUACUUCGGAGAUAAGGUCGCCCUGUAUUUUGCUUGGUUGGGUUUUUAUACCAAGGCGUUGUAUCCACCGGCUGUCGUUGGUUUCCUCUGCUUUCUCUACGGUCUCGGUAGCAUGGAGGGUAUGGACAAUAUACCCAGCAAAGAAAUCUGUGAUUCUAAAGUGGGCGGACAGAUAACGCUUUGUCCUCUAUGCGACAAGGCUUGUACGUAUCAAACGUUACGAGAAUCCUGCCUUUUCUCCAGGCUGACGUACCUUUUCGAUAAUCCAGCGACGGUGUUCUUUGCGAUUUUCAUGUCUUUUUGGGCAACAACAUUUCUGGAGCUUUGGAAACGACGACAGGCCGUCAUAGUUUGGGAGUGGGAUCUCCAGAACGUCGAGGGGGACGAAGAACCCAGACCAGAAUUUGAAGCCUCGGUUAAAACGUAUCGUGUAAAUCCGGUCACCAGAGAAAGAGAACCCUAUCUUCCAGCGUGGUCUAAGGUGCUACGAUUCAUGGCGACGGGAUCUAUGGUGUUUUUCAUGAUGUGCGUGGUGCUGGGAGCGGUGCUCGGCACGAUAAUCUACCGAAUAUCGUUAGUCGCUGUAUUUUACGGUGGUGGAGGAGAUUUGCUGAAAAAUCAUGCGAAAAUUUUUACUUCCAUGACCGCCGCCCUGAUCAAUUUAACGAUCAUUAUGAUACUGACGCGGGUAUAUCACCGACUAGCAAGGUGGCUAACAAACUUAGAAAAUCCGAGAACUCAGACUGAAUACGAAGAUAGUUUUACCUUGAAGAUAUUUCUUUUUGAAUUUGUUAAUUUUUACUCGUCGUUGAUCUACAUAGCUUUUUUUAAGGGGAGAUUCUUCGUGCAUCCGGGUGAUGCGAACGCGAGAUCCUCGCCAUUUUUCCGCAUAAAGACUGACGUUUGCGACCCGGCGGGCUGUUUGUCCGAACUUUGUAUUCAGCUGGCCAUCAUAAUGGUGGGGAAACAAUGCUUCAAUAAUUUUCUGGAGAUCUUAAGCCCGAAAUUUUGGAAUUGGUGGCGAAAAAGAACUCAAAAAGCAGCCACGAAGGAUCGGGACAGACAGUACACUCGCUGGGAGCAGGACUAUCAACUCCAAGAUCCAGGCAGACUAGCGUUAUUCGACGAAUAUCUUGAAAUGGUUAUUCAGUAUGGGUUUGUCACGCUUUUUGUGGCGGCGUUCCCUUUGGCACCGCUUUUUGCUCUGUUGAAUAACAUCGUUGAAAUUAGAUUAGACGCGUACAAAAUGGUGAAGGAAGCUCGAAGGCCUCUCGCAGAGAGAGUAGAGGAUAUUGGCGCUUGGUUCGGCAUAUUGCGAGGUGUUACUUAUGUGGCUGUGGUAUCGAAUGCUUUCGUGAUCGCCUAUACUUCUGACUUUAUCCCAAGAAGUGUCUAUGCGUUCGUAUACUCUCCAACGAAUGAUUUGGUUGGUUACAUAGAUAGUUCGUUAUCAGAAUUCAAUACUUCUGACUACAGAGAAGACAUGGGAAGUGACGAUAACGAUCCCGAUCCGCCAACUUGCCAAUAUAGGGGAUAUAGAAAUGGACCUGAUCACGAAGAGCCUUAUGGACUGAGUCCUCAGUACUGGCAUGUUUUUGCAGCCAGACUAGCUUUCGUCGUCGUUUUCGAGCACGUAGUAUUCGCAUUGACGGGGAUUAUGAGUUACGCAAUUCCAGCAGUGCCAAGAGCCGUAGCUACCCAGUUACAACGUGAGCGAUUAUUAGCUCAAGAGGCAAAGUAUGAGAAGGGAAUAAAAGGUCGCGAAGAUGAAGAUGAGCUGGUAGCUGCUCUCCGAGAGGCUGGAAGUAUGGGGCGGCUACAAGGUGCUCGCACAAGCUGGGCUAGACGUUUCAGUAAAUUAAGUGAUAGCCUGGAUGCCCAUAUUGACGUGGGAUCUCGAGCUCACAGACAAAGUGAUUCGUCAACAGUGUGGGAAGUGAUGUAAAUUAUAAAACAUUUGUCUACAAAAUUGAAUUGAAUUUAAUUUCGUCGAUCCGGCAACGGGUUUGUACAGUGGCGUUGAACGCAAUGGCGGUGAUACCGCGCCGAUUUGAUUUUAAUGAUGACUGUGAGAUCGCAUCGUUGACCGAAGACGAUCGCAUGUUCAUCCCAGCUGGUUGCCCGAAAUAGUACAAAUUCUCGUCUAAUAAGAAACGAAUGAACUUUCCGCGUUUUUCAAAAUACAUUUAAAUGUUGCUCGGCUCAAUACCGUACGGUCUAUAAAAUGACGUACGAGCUUUGAGGAAAAGAAACAGCGGAUGAUUUCAAUGUUACGCUUUCCAUGUCCGUCCACUGAUUGUUAAAAUUCAAGCGAAUCAUGUAUACUGUGAAUAAUAAUUCAAUUUAUAUGAAAUGAAA